Messenger RNA from Paralichthys olivaceus (Japanese flounder), 7446 nucleotides. RefSeq names its product epidermal growth factor receptor pathway substrate 15-like 1a (gene eps15l1a). Gene Ontology annotation, cellular component: cytoplasm; plasma membrane; clathrin coat of coated pit. NCBI's taxonomy places the organism in Eukaryota, Metazoa, Chordata, Actinopteri, Pleuronectiformes, Paralichthyidae. The record is from RefSeq and is a predicted model, not a curated record. Gene Ontology annotation, molecular function: calcium ion binding; cadherin binding. Gene Ontology annotation, biological process: endocytosis; endosomal transport.
UCACCACAUAGGACAGUGUGCGGUGUCACUGUGUCCGCCAGGGGGCGCGUCGACGGGUUGCGGGAGGGUGGGUGCGUUCCCGCAGCAACAGGGAAGAUGGCAGCUCUCACAUCUCUCACCCAGUUGUCAAGCGGGAACCCUGUAUAUGAGAACUUUUACAGACAGGUGGAUCCAGGGAAUACAGGGAGAGUGGGACCAACAGAAGCUGCCCUGUUCCUAAAAAAGUCCGGACUGCCUGACAUUACACUGGGAAAGAUUUGGGAUUUGGCAGAUCCUGAUGGAAAAGGCUAUCUGGACAAACAGGGGUUUUACGUCGCUCUGCGGCUGGUGGCGUGUGCUCAGAGUGGACAGGAAGUCAGUCUGUCCAGCCUCAACCUCACUAUCCCUCCUCCCAAAUUUAAAGACACCAGUAGUCCAUCUCUGAGCAGCACAGCUUCUGCUUCCACCGAAUUACAUUGGGCUGUCAGGCCAGAGGAGAAGAGUAAAUUUGAUGGGAUCUUUGAAAGUUUGGCUCCAGUCAAUGGUCUUCUGUCAGGAGAGAAAGUCAAACCAGUCCUCAUCAACUCCAAGCUACCUCUGGAUGUCCUUGGGAAGGUUUGGGACCUGAGUGACAUAGAUAAAGAUGGCCAUCUGGACAAAGAUGAGUUUGCAGUGGCCAUGCACCUUGUGUACAGGGCCCUGGAGAAGGAGCCUGUUCCUGCACUCCUCCCUUCUUCCCUCAUCCCUCUAUCCAAGAGGAAGAAGAGUCUGGGCUCAGUGGCCAGUUCUGUCCCUGGACUACCUGCCAGCCCUCCACCACCAAAAGAUUCACUACGCUCCACACCCUCCCAUGGCAGCAUGAACUCACUCAACAGCACCGGCAGCCUUUCCCCCAAACACACACUCAAGUCUGGACAGCAUAUGGUGAACUGGGUGGUGCCAGUGUCAGACCGUGGUCGCUAUGACGAUAUCUUCCUGAAGACUGAUGCUGACUUGGAUGGUUUUGUCAGUGGACUGGAAGUAAAGGACAUCUUCAUGCAUUCUGGACUUUCUCAGAAUCUCCUUGCCCACAUAUGGGCUUUGGCAGACACAAGGCAGAUAGGCAAGCUGACCAGGGAACAGUUUGCUCUUGCUAUGCAUCUCAUCCAGCAGAAAGUCAGCAAGGGUAUAGACCCUCCACAGGCCCUGACUACGGAAAUGAUACCUCCCUCUGAGAGAGGCACUCCAGUACCAAGUAUGUCAGGAUACAUGACCCCAGUGGGAUCAGAGAUGGCUGCUCUGUCUGAUAUGAGAAGGGACAGCUCCAGCUCAGUGGGAUCGGGGGAGUUCACUGGCAUCAAGGAGUUGGAUGACAUCAGCCAGGAAAUAACCCAGUUGCAGAGGGAGAAGUACACCCUUGAGCAGGACAUCAGGGAGACAGAGGAGGCCAUCAGAUAUAAGAGUGCAGAGGUGCAGGAGAUGCAGAAUGACCUGGACCGAGAGACAGCCAGCCUGCAAGAGCUCGAUGCUCAGAAACAAGACGCCCAAGAACGGCUGGAGGAGAUGGACCAGCAGAAACAUAAGUUAGAAGACAUGCUGAAUGAAGUCCGAAUUAAAUGCCAGGAAGAGUCUCAGAUGAUCUCCACGCUCCAGAGUCAGAUCCACUCCCAGGAGUCAGACUUGCAGAGCCAGGAGGAAGAACUGAGCCGGGCAAAGGCCGACCUGGGCCGAUUGCAACAGGAGGAGAAACAGCUGGAGCAGAGCCUGGCUGCUGGUAAGAUCCAGCUGGAGACCAUCAUCAAGUCCCUUAAGGCCACGCAGGAUGAAAUCAACCAGGCUCGCAGUAAAUUGUCACAGAUCCAGGACAGCCAACAGGAAGUGUCUAAAAGCAUUGAACAGUACAACAGCACCUUGAAUGGAACCCAUGGAGGCAGUAUGACUAACCUGGCUGACAUGAGUGAGGGCUUCAGUGACAGAGAAAAUGGAGGAUUCCCAUCCAUGGUGAGACCAGCACAGGAGGAUCCUUUCAAAGUGAAGCCAUCAGUGUUCAACAGCCAGCCUCAGGAGCUUCCCACUGACCCCUUCCACUCUGAAGACCCCUUCAUAACAGACCCAUUUAAAGGUGACCCUUUCCAAAAUGACCCUUUUGCAAAGCAGCCACCAACGUCCACAGAUCCAUUUGGAGGUGACCCGUUCAAAGAGACAGAUCCAUUCAAAGCUUCAUCAGAAGAUUUUUUCAAGAAGACCACAAAGAUGGACCCCUUCUCCACACCAGACCCCUUCAAUAAAAGCGCCACGUUACCUUCCAAGGUACUUGUCAAUCAAAAUCAAGCCAGUCACUUCACAAGCAAUGACCCAUUCUCAUCAAGUAACCCAAAGCCCAGAGGAGCAGACCUAUUUGGCGCAUUGGACCCGUUUGGCAGCAGUUCAUUCAGCAACAGUAGUAACAGCUCAGCUGGAUUUGCAGACUUCAGCCAUAUGUCGAAGCCCAGGGACCCUUUUGAAGGCAGAGCCGGCUGGCUGCCAGACUACCAGAAGUCAGUUUUUGUGGACGACCCAUUCAGCAGGAAGAAUGACACACCAGCUCUGCCACCAAAGAAAAGUGUUCCCCCAAGACCCAAGCCACCCAGUGGUAAGAGCACACCAGUGAGCAUGUCUGGCACAGGCGACCCUUCCAAACCGUGUGACCCCUUCCAGCCGUUCGGCAGCGACGCCAUCGAUCCAUUUCAGAGUAAAAAGGGCCUGGGAGACCCAUUCAGUGGCAAAGACCCUUUUGCUCCAUCCUCAGCAAGACCUGAAAAAGUUAAGUUUGGGAAUGAGGCUCAGCAGUUGGAGUGGGCUAAGAGGGAGAGUGAGCGAGCAGAGCGUGAGCGGCUGAAGAGGCUCAGACAGCAGGAGCAGGAAGACCUGGAGCUGGCCAUCGCCCUCAGCAAGGCCGAGAUGUCCAACGCAUGACCCACCACACGUAGACAGACAGUGCGUAGACAGGAUAACAAACAGGCAACAUGACUGACAUCUACAUAACUGACACCUUCACCUCCACUACUUACAUCCUCCCAUACUCAAUGACUCAAUGAAUGAGGACCAGAAAGAUGCAGAAAGACCCUCCGGGCAAGUCUUGCCACUGACCCACGUAAAAGGAAAAAAAAAGGAAAGAAAGUGUGGGCCCGAGAAGUCAUCACUGCAAAACUCCUGCUGACAUGAAGAGACAGAAUACUGAAGGAGAGAAGGAGGAGCAGGUACUGUGUAUAAGCACCAUGGUGGCCGGACAGUGUUGGGUCCACUCACUGGACUGAGCAGAUAAGCAAAGCAUACCUGACACAUCACAUUGGCAGUUUGCAUUUCAGCCUGUUGUUUUUCUUCUCCACCUUCUCUCACGGGUGGAAAAAGGAAGCAAAUUUGCUAACAAUACUACUGCUUCCAUUCUAACAAGCAGCAGUGAAGAAAAAUCACAGCACAAUUCUUACUGCCAUGGUUCAGAGGAUUUAUUUCCUGCUGUGUAUGUGUGACGUGGACAUAUCACUGAUUCUGAUGUAAAGAUUGUGUUACUUAGUAUUCAGCAUUGGGUUGUUUUUCCGGUAUGAAGUGCUAUAGAAUGAUAUGUUGCAAAAGUAUAUGUGAAUAUUGAGGCAUAUGGAGAAGACUGAAUCUGGAUUUUCACUCCUCAGGAUCAAGAAUUUUCACCUCAGUUCAGUUUGCGCUCCCUGUUUUUCCCUCAGGAAACACUCACUGAUCCAGACUCAGAUGAGUUUUAUUAGUUGACUUCUUUUCACUCCACUACAUGCUAAAUCAGGCAAACUGAAAUUGAUAAUCAUCUUCUCAUCUGUCUCUGGGUACAUCGAAGCAUAUGUCUCAGAAUGUUGAGUUUCCUUUUAUUUCUAUCCCACACCAGGGGUCAUUAGAGAGAAUCUGGCCCCUGGUCCACACCGUCUGCUUCUUUCUUCCAGGUCAGAUAUAGUCAUUGAUAACAUUAUUAACCAACAUUAGAGGGAUAUGUUCACAUUUCCCUUUUGUGACGUUAUGGGAGAAAAAAAACCUGAUACAUCCAUUACACAGAAUCCCUCUAAUGUUACUGGUACCUGGCAGGUUGAAGUAAUGGUUCAAAUGAGUGACAGUAAGAAAUGUACAGAUAUAUUUUCUUUUUCAUGGAGUGUGAGAUAGUUCUGUGGAGACUUUUAUUUGAUGACAUCGGGUAUUCUCUCCCCUGCUGUCAUGUAUAUAGACCAACAUAGCUAACUAUGCCUCUACUCUAAUCCUGCUGUGACAUACACCACAUCCAACAGAUGAAAGGCAACACGAGGGAAUUAUUUUUUCUACAUUCGAUGAUGUUUUCUUCAUAGAGAGCUAUGGUUUUUAACACAGGUUUUAUUUCUUAUUAUUCUGUCGACAUGUUUUUGUUUUAAAAGAACAUCACACUUUACGUUUUGUGACAUCAUUUGCUGUUGAGUUGACGUUAAAGUCCCUCUCGAGCUAUUAAGAGUGUUCGGAAAAGUCUUUGAGUUGCUGACAGGUGUCAUUACGCUGGAAACAGGAAAUAUGUGAAAAAGUUUGUAACGUAUCAUAGUUUAAUCUUCCAUCAUGGACGGAAACCACUAACCUUAUUUUUCUGUGAGCUGUCCCUUUACUUGAAGCGGAGACUGAUGUUUGAGUGAGACAGUUUGACUUUCUAUUUCACUCAGAGCUGCUGUGUUGUAGUUUCAUGUCAUAUUGUGUUUUAUAUAUGUGUCUGUAUUACGUGUCCAUGAUCACUCCCACUCUUAGUGUUUUGCCAUGUGCAUGUCCUGCAGUCAGAUCCUGCUCAGAGCACACAAGUUGUCCCGAUCGUGACUUUAAGGGAGGAGUUUUUUUGUUAAACUUGGUUGUCAUGGGAAGAAAAGUCUUUAAUUACUUUAUUGAUACCACUGUAGCAGGAGCAUUAUACAAUGCUGAAUAUCUCCUGAUAGAACCUGAACAUUUCAGUCAUUCAGUAAUUCCUCGAAGCUACAGGAAGAAUCUUGAAAAUACAAAGUUCUCUUAACAACUUGGAAUUUUUUUGAAGUGAAUAUAAAUUAGGAGAUUGUUUUUAUCAGUAUACUCUCAUAUAGUGUCCAGACACUAUAUAGAUUCCUGUUUGCCAGGAUGAAAUCCUGUGUCAUGAUUUAAUUUAUAUUGUUUCAUUUAACCCAAACCUCAGUCUAAUUUGUUGUACGUGUUUUUAUCAUGUUUCUAAAUUGUUUGCCCAUUAUAAGAGUAGUUUAUAUUUUCAUAUUUUUCCCAUAACGAAUGUUAUGAACAUAUAUUUUACCAAAAUGUCUAUGUUGUUAAAAUUUGAUGUGAUGCCUAAUAUGAUGGUCCUGGAUCAGGGCUAGCUCUUUGUCAAAUGGUAAAAAGCUGAAUCUUUCGGGAGAAGUAAGAAUGUGAACUCAGUCCUCUGUAUUUGGUUACAGCAGCCUGUGACGAAGGCUUUGCACUGACUGGUACGGCAAGUUAUAUCUGCUUCUCCAGUCACCACAUUGAGGAGGUCAAUACCAGGACUGAAAUACUGAACAAAUUUCUUUCCACCUUAUUAUGUCUGGAACUAUGUCUCUGCUGGAAUCGAUAAUGUGAAUUCACUCACAUUGGAGUUGAAUGCUGUUGAAGUUGAUGUGCAGCCACUGAUUCUGCCACAGUGCGAAUUGCCUCUCCCUGCCAUUUUCUUUGUCAUGUUUACAUAUCAUUGAUAUUUACUUUGCUGUAGCUGUUACAAACAUUGUUCCUGUAGAAGAGUGACCCUGGUAUUACAUGAGCCUCUCCAUCUAAGCUGUGCACAGCUAACACCUCUGUUGGCCUUCCAUCUACUGCUGAGUCAUAAAGCGUCCUAGCUUUUUCAAACGGUUGCCAUGCUCCUGCCACCCGGCUGUGGAAAUGUCACUAGAUGAGCAACUGUUAAUAUAUCAUCGUCAGUUUUCAGAUCUCACAGAAAGCAGAAUCACAGAAUUGUGCUGUUUGUGGUUUUUCUCUCUUCAAACUCACCACCUUUUUUUUUUGGUCCCUACUUAAAACUUGUUAAAAAAAGUCAUUAGUGUUACAUUACAUGAUGUGCUGGUAGUUUACAUGUCAUUGCCAACAAAGUCCUUUUCAGUUAAUUUAAGUGCCAGCAGCUUUUCACAACAAUGUGACAAACGCCUUGUGCAGCAAAAAUAACAAGACUGGCUUUGAGUGUCCAUUUAAUAUCUCCACAUGACACAUCAGCCAGAUGUUUCAGCUGCCACAGGAAAGUAAACCCUUAAUGACACAUGAAAACACCACUCUAUCAUUUUCAGUAGAUAUGGUGUGUUUUUCUGGAGCUUGUGUGAUGGUUGAUGGUUGGGCCCAGUUGUGUAAAAUCCCUCAGAUAAAACCAGGAACUAUUUGAUCAAAGAGUAAUCCACGGACCUGAUCAUAUGUCUGAUGACAACUCUUCCUACUUGGCAGUUUUUGUCAGUUUUCAAUCAGAUCCAGUCUUCAAACUUGAUACUGAGCCAUAGUGUGACCUCUGACCCCCCUCUGUCCUUCAUGUUUUUCUGUCUUUGUCCCUCUGACCUCAGCCCGUCUGCUGUGUGCUGCUUAGACUGGAGAGCUCCAUAGCGGUACCCUCAUCCAUACUGUGUUUGUCAUCCGACUCCUCCAUUGUGCAAUAGAUGAUGUUUGUUUUAAUUGUGUUGUGCAUACUGCGAAAGCAGUCUGGUGAUUUUUAUAUGUAGCAUAUGUUUUCAAUGUGUUUAUUUAUGUACCUUCCACCACCCAACUUGCUAAUUUCAUCCGACUAAAGCAGCACAAUCUAAAACCCUUUCAUUACAGAAUGGUUUUGUCUAUUUCGGAAAACAAAAUAGUAACACAUGUUCAACACUCAGUAUUUUAAGCCACACAAUUAUUAUUUAAAACAAUCCAUAUUUAUAUAGUGACAACUGAGACAUCACUUUUUAUGACUGAAUUCCUUAGUUAUAGUCAGUUUUAUGGAUAAUUCAUAUAGAUGUAACGGAGAUGAAUUGUGUCUUUACUGACAUGCUGAUGAUUAACAGUGAGCUGCCCACAUUUUUUUAUUUUAUUUCAUUUUUCGUUCUCUUCAAUAUUACUUGUCUGAGGCAUGUUUGAUUUUUUUCCCCUCGCCCUCACACAAAGAUAAAAUAAUCUGAGCUGUCUUUAUUAAGAUGGAUACAGUGUGUAUACAGUCUGUAUAGGAUAAUGUCUAUAAUAUUUGUCCCUUAAAAGUGAAGAAGAAGAAGAAGAAGAAAAAGUAAACUUGACAAGGAACCAUUUGGAAGGUUGCCUACACUUACACUUAUGCUGAGAGAAUUAUUUUGAACAGUGAUCCUCUCUACAUGGUCUGUACUGUUUACUAGAAUAAACGUUUCAGUUUAAUGAGAAUGGACUUGUGCAUGUUCUGUUACAGGAGCUGGGUUGAAGAUCAGUAAACCAGCGGAACUCAACUCUAAAAGUGGCUGCAAUUUUAUGUUGACUACACCUGUAUUUUAAUAUUGCACUUCCAUA